This is a messenger RNA of Anas platyrhynchos (mallard), 4309 nucleotides long. RefSeq names its product nuclear factor, interleukin 3 regulated (gene NFIL3). Gene Ontology annotation, cellular component: nucleus. NCBI's taxonomy places the organism in Eukaryota, Metazoa, Chordata, Aves, Anseriformes, Anatidae. The record is from RefSeq and is a predicted model, not a curated record. Gene Ontology annotation, molecular function: DNA-binding transcription factor activity; DNA binding. Gene Ontology annotation, biological process: circadian rhythm; regulation of DNA-templated transcription; transcription by RNA polymerase II.
UCACGGCGCGGCGCGGCUGGCAUGCGGGCUGCGCGCCCCGCGCGGCGCAGCGCUGACCUACUAACACACAUCCCUCCGCGCCGCCGCCGCCGCCGCACGCUCGCGGGCGGGCGGGCGGGCUGAGCGGGGCGACGACGCUGCUGCUGCUGCUGCUGCUGCUGCUGCUGCCGGUACUGCUGCUGGUGGUGGUGCUGCCCGCACGGCACCGCACGGAGAGGAGCGGAGCGGAGCGGCCGCCCCGCACCGCCUCGCCCUGCACGCAAGGUUUUUUAGCGGAUUCCCAUUGGCUCUGCCAAGAAAAUUGGAUCUAGACACUUCUGUUUGAGAAUAUGAAACAAACAGAAGAAUGUGUGUGGAUUUAAAAUCACUGUAUUUAUCAAGUUGUGGAGUGAGAAGUAUUGGAGAAAUAGCUUGCUCUGUCGCUCAUUGUAGGUCUACAAAUUGUUUCUGAUGCAGCUGAGAAAAAUGCAGACCCUUAAAAAGGAACACGGACCUGUUGACACAAGUAGCAAUGUGGACAAAAUCAUGGUACUUAAGUCUACUUUAGCAGAAGUGUCUGAAGAGUUGUCCACAAAUGAAGAUAUACUACUUACUGAAGCAAGUAGUGGAAAAAGCAAAUCUUCAGCUUGCCGGAGAAAGCGUGAAUUCAUUCCAGAUGAAAAGAAGGAUGCUAUGUAUUGGGAGAAAAGGCGGAAAAAUAAUGAAGCUGCCAAAAGAUCUCGUGAAAAACGACGACUGAAUGACCUUGUCUUAGAGAACAAACUAAUUGCACUGGGAGAGGAGAAUGCCACUUUGAAGGCGGAGCUGCUUUCAUUGAAGCUAAAGUUUGGUUUAAUUAGUUCUGCAGCCUAUGCCCAAGAGAUACAGAAACUCAGCAGCUCGACAACUGUGUAUUUCCAAGACUAUCAAAGUUCCAAAUCAAACAUUAACUCAUUUGUAGAUGAACAUGAACCGUCUAUAGUUGGUAGCAGUUGUAUUUCUGUCAUUAAGCAUUCUCCUCAAAGCUCUAUGUCCGAUGUGUCUGAAAUGUCAUCAGUAGAGCAUACUCAGCCAAGUCGUAUACAGAGCAGCUGCAGAAGUCCUGAAAAUAAGUUCCAGAUUAUAAAACAGGAGCCCAUGGAAUUAGAGAGAGAGCCAAGAGAUGACAGAGGUUCCUAUAAAGCAUCCAUAUAUCCAAACUACAUGGGAACUACCUUUAACGUGUACUCACAUUCUCCUCCUCUCUUGCAAGUUAAUAGAUCCUCCAGUAAUUCCCCCAGAACUUCAGAAACUGAUGAUGGUGUUGUUGGAAAGUCAUCUGAUGGAGAAGAUGAGCAGCAGGUUCCGAAGGGUCCAAUCCAUUCCCCAGUUGAACAUAAAAACGUUCGUGCAACAGUUAAAGUUCCUGAAGUGAAUUCUUCAGCUUUGCCUCACAAGCUUCGAAUUAAAGCCAAAGCCAUGCAAGUUAAAGUGGAAGCAAUGGAUAAUGACUAUGAUGCCACACAGAAAUUAUCAUCACCUAUUGAUAUGUCCUCAAAAAGACAUUUUGAGCUUGAAAAACAUGGUGCACAGAACUUGGUGCAUUCUUCUCACACUCCUUUCUCGGUUCAGGUGACUAACAUCCAAGACUGGUCACUCAAACCGGAACUCUGGCAUCAAAAGGAACUCAAUGUAAAAAUUCAGAGUGGUUGCAAAACUGGAGUUGUUGAAAUAAAAGACAAUAUCUACAAUGUCUCUGAGUCCGAAAACCUGUAUUUGAAGCAGGGGAUAGCAAACUUAUCUGCAGAGGUUGCUUCACUUAAAAGACUUAUAACUACACAACAAAUCUCUGCGUCAGACUCUGGUUAAGUUACUACUGAGUAAAGGCUUACUGUUUUAAAGGAUGUCAUUUGCAGUAGAUAAAUAUGUUUUGUAUGAUGCUGAAUUUUCACUGGACUUGUGACGUCAUUUCACUGUAAUGUUCACAUAAUGUCUGAUUGGUGUCCUUCUGUGCACAAAUUAUUAUGAAGACUAGGUUGUGCUAUGAUCACUAUGCCUUGUGUAUAGUCAAGUAGCCUGUACAAAGGCUGUAUAUAGUGAACUUUAUUUUCUUUUUAUUGUUCUACUAUAAAGUGUGGAAGUUACCAGUUACAAUAAAACAUGGAUUGGUGACAAACACAGGACAUCUACUCCAGUUCAGUUGAUUUUAAGAACUUGUAAAUAAGUUGUUAAUUACAAAAAAAGCAAAAAGAAAAAAAAAAGAAAAAAGAAAAAAAAAGGCUUUUUCUUACACUGUGCUCAACUUCACUUACAGGUUUGGUUUUUACAGCUUAACUUAACCAAAUUACAAUUUACAACACAUGUAAACCUUCUGGCCACCUUUUUCCUUAACACUUUUUUUAGAGGAGAAUAGAAAUAAAGUGGAUAUUUAUAAAUGAAACAUUAACAAUUUAUAGCCUUAGCCUUCUUUAACUUAUUUGUUAGUAUAAGUUAACCAAAAACCACACAAAGUCUGUCCUGGUAGCUCUAAUAUCAACAGUAACCUUCUUCUCCUUUUUUCUCAAAUAAGAGAGUAAUGAAUUUCCUGAACGGUUUAUUGUGACAAACCAUUUUUUUAUUUCAGUCUUAUAACUUGGUGUUUUAGAUGAAAUUAGUUGUAUUGGAUUUGUGCAUCUUAUAAGUUUUUCAGAGCCUUGCACUGGUAGAAUUAGACACCACCAUCUUUGUCAAAGGGUGGUUUGUGUGUGCAAGGGGUGCAGGCACAGAAGGAAUUCUGCACAAAGGCUGUGUAAAAGCAUCUGUCCACCCCAUGGUUCUUUUCACAACAGAGCAUGGGCCACCUUCAGAUGAAGGAUAAGGCUCCCUGAAAUGUAAACUCUGUGCUCAACUAGGCAAAUACCUACGUAAGGAGCAGGCAAUAGCGGUAGCAGAGUUAGAGGAGAUCAUCUGCUACCAUGUUCCCACCAUGGGAGACAACACAACUUUAAGCAUGAAGUAAGACUUACCACCAAUUUGGCUUCAGUUUCAAUGGUUUAGCUAAGUGAACUGGAAUACCCUGGCUUACUACAGGGCGUUUUGCAAGAAUUUCUUAAAUGUAUAUUAGAGAAUAUGUGGAGAACAGUGCAACCCAGAUUCUACCCUUGCGAUUUACGCAGAUGAUGGGUUCUUCACCUGAUGACUUUGGAGUUCUUUAUCUUUGAGAAAAGCCAUUGAACUGUGGAGACUAGAAUUGCAUUAUAUACCCUUUGUUUGGCUUACCAAAGCCUUUCCUUUAAAAAUAAAAAACAAGUUAUAAAUAGAGCAUAGAUUUGGCAGAGGUCCUUUUCAUGCUAAUUCCACCUUCUUUUAAAGUACUAAUAAAUCAGACUAACAAAUAAGCACUUCCUGAAAAGGCUUUUUAUUAAUUGCCAUGCUGUAUAAUAGAAUCUUACCAUAGACUUAAAAUACUAAUUAAGAAAAAAUGUAGGUAGUGGUUUUUAAAUUCAUACUUGACUUGAGUGAGAGGAAGUUUGUCAAUUUUUUGGGGAUAUGAAAAGGAGUCUGAGUUACUCCUCAUAGCUCUGAAGCUUGGUCCAGCAGUCAAGGCAAUGGCAAAACUCCCUGAUGUCAGCAAGGCCAGGAUUUGAUGCUGUAUCUUUUCAGGAGCUGAUUCACAGUCAUGUUCUGGGAGGACCUUGGCACAGACAUCACUGGUACUUUCUGAGCUUUUUUGAGCCUUCUAACUGCUGUGCUGUAUUUGUGGCAUUCAGAGUUAAUAAACUGUUAUUCUUUUUUCAUGCCUUAAUAAUACAAUAGACCCCAUAGUUGGGCUCUGUAUGUAUUUGGUAAUUAAUAUAGAUGACAUUUCAAUGUUACUGAAAAUAAGCUCAGGAUUAUUGCAUGAAAUGUAAAAAUUUGCAUUGAAUGAUGGGGAUAUGAAACAUGAGGCAGUGAUUGCUACUGGCUCUUUGCUUGCUAAGUAUCUUCUGUAAGCAACAACAAAAUUCUUUAAAUAUUUUGCAUAUUAUUUAUCACAUGUAAUGUGUUCAAGGAGAGGACUUAAAACUCUCAGUGUUGCCAUCUGUGUAAGCCUAGAUCUAUUGUUUUUUUUCCAUUUCUUGUUACAGUUGUUUGUCAUAAUGGAAGAAUGUUGUCCUCCUUCUAGCUCAUUAUAUAUUUUGUGUAUCUGUUUUGUGCAAUUAAUACUUAACAGUAAUGAUGUAGUUAAUUUGUUGAAGGAUGUCAUUGCAAGAAAGUUAUAGCAUGGAGCUUAGGAGCACAAUCAGAUGUUAUUUAUACUCCCUUUAUACCUUAGUGUUAUGCUUCAUUUGAAGAAACAAAUAAAUAAUUUGUCUUUUGUUCAAAACCAGAA